Molecule: messenger RNA, 3156 nt
Organism: Penicillium maclennaniae
Lineage: Eukaryota; Fungi; Ascomycota; Eurotiomycetes; Eurotiales; Aspergillaceae
Exons: 2
Coding region: 1-3156 (1051 amino acids)
Biological process (GO): positive regulation of transcription by RNA polymerase II
Cellular component (GO): nucleus
Molecular function (GO): transcription factor binding
Source: RefSeq, a predicted model, not a curated record
AUGGCUGCCAUGAUAAGCCCCGGGCAAGUGACAACCGUGGACUGGAUGAUAUUGGCGUUAAGUCAAAUGAGCGGCCAAACUCAAGCGAAUAAGGUUGGCCAAGCCUUUGUAAAAAAGCUGUUGGAGAUGGGAGACGUUCACACAUCCGCGUCGAUUCUCCUCGGUCUUGGAGACAGCAACGACGCAAUUGAGGUCUAUGUGUCUCGCAAUCACUUCAUGGAAGCCAUUCUAAUGACAUGUCUUCUGAUGCCUUCGGACUGGCAACGUCAAUCAUAUCUUGUCCGCCGGUGGGGAGAAUACGUGGUAUCCCAUUCUCAGCAGCAACUUGCCAUCCGGUGUUUCAUGUGCACUGGCGCUGAGCCCACCGAGCCAUGGACUUCGCCAGCUGCUCAGCAAGCCGCCUCCUUCGCGGAAGUCAUUCGAGGGAAGUCACCACUUGCGUCUCCCGAUCCGAUGCAAUCCAGUUCAAACCUUAUGCUGCCUCCCAAUCGACCUAGGUCAGCAUCGAACCAACGAUCAGCUGGGAAAACUCCCGCACUGAAGCUUAUCACAUCAUUUGAUUCGCAACCAAACCAGCGUUUCCGAUUCCCCGGUCUCAAAUCAGACGACCGAACACCAACGAAUGCACCCGGUGUCACUCCCAUUGCAGAAUCUGCUGUUGUCGACUCUGCUUUGUCUCCGGGUGGUCUGGGAUCCUGGAAGUUGAAUAAUAUCCAGAGCCUCAGUCAAGCCAUGACUUCCAGGACUGGUACUCCGGCCUGGAACCGCCGUCGUCUUCCCUCGAUAGGGGAGACCCCAGUGGAUGUGCAUCCGCCCCACGAUUUCACGUUCUGGGUCCUACCAGAAAUCUGUCAAGACGAGCGAGGUGAUGAAGAUGGUCUUUUGCUGUCUGCUACAAGAUACAAUCCAGAGGGAAGUUCUCUCAAGCCAAGUCCCCAGACUGCCGUUCAGGCUGCCGACCGAUUUGCAUCUAUCAAAGGUCUUCCGUCUCCAGGACUCGGUCUGAUCGAGGCACUCAGAGAGAACUCCGAUAUACGUAAUGGCUCGCGCGAUCGCAAACCGGACGGACUUCAGAUCGAGCUCGUGCAAGCGGAAGAAUCCCAUGCAAACAGCCACGAUCAAUCAGACUUGCUUCCUAUGGGCAGUGCAAAGAGUACUACGUCGACUUUGAAUAGCUACAGCUCGGCCAAAAGUCCCAGCGUCAGUGGACGCAGUAUCGAUCAGUACAUUAGUAGUCUGGAAGAGGCUAAUUACCAUUCAAAACGACAUCGAGGUCAUCGCAGCCAUGGCCGUGAGAGGAGAAAUACAGAUGAAACAGCUAGUCAAAGCUCGCGCACUCACCAAGCUCAUGAUCCAUCACAGGACAGCCGUGGACGCAAUGAGCGGCGAUACAUCCAACCUGCGAAACGGUCACCUUCAUCUCCCGUACCCAUGUCUCCCCAAGAGCUAGCUCAAUAUCAUACCGGAGAACCAGAUAUGACAGAAACGUCUAGAAAGACACAGUCGCGUGCAAGAAGCCGCAGCAAAAUGAGAAAGGGAAGCUCACGCAGCCGUCAGCGCUCUUCCAGUCGAAACACAGCAGCCCAAGUCGGUGGAGACAAGAAUGACCCUUCUACGCGUGGUCGCAGUGUCGACCGACAGAGAUCCUCUGUCCGAUCCCCAUCAUCACCGCUACCAAUGUCUCUGCCAACUCUGGACAUAUCCCAACAAGAGAAUGCCGACGAUCCAUUGAGAAUAGUGGCUGGGAACCAGAAACGUCUACGCUCGCGUCACAGAAGCGCUAGUCGUCGGCGAGGAGCUAGCUCGAGACGAGACCCAUCAACAGAGUCUAAGUCCGGACACAAGGCUUCCUAUAGCCAACCUGAGAUUCGUCAGGUUCCAAAACCACAGGAUGCUGCUGAGUCUCAAGGCCUGGAGCUCUUGAGUGCCAAAACAUUCGGCCAAGAAGAUGUCUUUGCCAAUGCAAUGAACCAACAAAAGGCUGAUUCCAAUGAAGAGGCUCAGGAUCUGGUGUCUCUAACGACACCUUUUGUUAGCCUGGCAGAGAGGAAGAGACGAGAACUGGCAGCUGCUGAGCUCGAGGCCCGCCGACUAUCUCUUGCUCGCAAGCCUUCCGCGCCUAAUAUCCCAUUUCCAGGGGAACUGCAGUCUAUCCGAACACCAGUGGAAAGCCCGCCUCCAUUCCAUGGCAACUCAUACUUCCCUCGAGUCCCAUCACGAAACAAAAUUCCUCCCAGCAAGAACUCGCCAGAGUACCAAAGUAGUUCGGAUUCCGGCUCGUCUCGCUCAGGUCUGCCAGUUGGACUUCCUGCAACACCUCGAGCAAUGCGUCAUCCCAAGUACGGUGGUGGACACGAAGAAGAACGUCCUCCAUCCGUCCCGGCUCUCCCAACCGACAAUUUCGGAAGUCUUCUUCUAACAGACGCGAGGUACCAAGGCGAGGCUGAAAGAAUCGGCCGCUCAAUGUCCGUCCCAGUACCCCAUGACCAACACUACAGAGGCGCUCCAGUACCUUCCGACGUCCCAAUGCACCCACGCUUCAACCCUAAUCUCCCUCGAAGCCGCUCAAAUAGCCGGAGCCGCAUGGGCCACAGACGCACCUCCUCGGGGGGAUAUGCCUCGGGCACCUCACCCCACGUCACAGUGAGCAUCGAGGAAACAAUCGAAAAUGCAAUGCAAUAUAGACCUUCCGCACCCCAAAUUGACCUAAUCCCACCACCUCCUCCUCCACCCCCAAUCCUCCCCGAACUCCAACACCUAAAGAAUACGCCCCCACCACCACCCCCACCACCCUUCUACGAAGCAGUCUCACCACGCGAGUCUUCAGCUACAAUUGACAUCGCCAUCGAUAACCACGACAUGGGACAUCUCCUACCGCGCGCAAUGACGGCGGCGCCAGCUUUGAACAGCACAGAAACUCGUCAGACUGUAGGACGACGGAUGUCUUUCGAUCAUCGGCGGAAUCGAAGCUCGAACGAGAGCUUUACGAAUAAAUUGCGCAGCUUGACUCGUAUGCGAAGUAAUAGUCGCAGUGUGGAGCCUUGGACAAGUCAUCACGAUACCGAGAUGCCGUAUGAGAGUCUUCAUUCGCAUGGGCAUUUUCAAUCGAGCCAAGGCCCUGCCUAUGUAAAGGGUGAUUUGACGAGUUUCCUUUGA